This is a messenger RNA of Pseudogymnoascus verrucosus, 1774 nucleotides long. RefSeq lists its product as uncharacterized. Gene Ontology annotation, biological process: carbohydrate metabolic process; sphingolipid metabolic process. Lineage: Eukaryota; Fungi; Ascomycota; Leotiomycetes; Thelebolales; Thelebolaceae. Gene Ontology annotation, molecular function: cellulose binding; glucosylceramidase activity. The transcript is spliced from 2 exons. The record is from RefSeq and is a predicted model, not a curated record. The coding region runs from base 197 to 1774 and encodes 525 amino acids. Gene Ontology annotation, cellular component: extracellular region.
GUUUGUGUUUAAUCAAGAAGAGGGAGCGGUUUUUUAUGGGCUUUGGUUACCGAGGUGUGUGGAGAGGGAGAGGGUAUAUGUUGAUGGAUAUCAUAUAUACCCUCAACCUUUCUCACCUUCAAGGUUUGCCUCCUCUACAUCACGCAGAAGUCCCCAGCAGCUCCCCUUAGCAGCAAUCCUGUCAAGACAAGCAACCAUGCGCUUCCUCGGCGCCUCCCUCGCCGUGCUGGCCUACGCCGGCCCAGCUCUGUCUCAGACAGCUAUCACCGUCAACACCGCCACCCAACUCCAACAAAUGGACGGCUUCGGCGUCUCGCAAGCCUUCAAGCGCGCCGCCGAAUUCCAAGCCAUGUCCUCGGGCCCGCGCAAACAAGGCCUCGACUACCUCUUCAGCACCACCACCGGCGCCGGCCUGACCAUCAUCCGCAACCGCAUUGGUUCCGGCGGCGCAGGCGACAGCAUCUUACCCACCAGCCCUGGCUCACCGGGGGGUACACCCAAGUACCAGUUCGAUGGGAAUGAUGAGGGGCAGGUGUGGUUUUCGCAGCAGGCGAUGGCGUAUGGGGUUAGUACUAUCUAUGCGGAUGCGUGGAGCGCGCCGGGGUUCAUGAAGACGAAUGGGAAUGAGAAUGGGGGAGGGUAUUUGUGUGGGAGUUCCGGGCACGCGUGUUCGAGUGGGGAUUGGAGACAGGCGUUUGCGAAUAUGUUGGUGCAGUAUGUGAAGUACUAUGCCGGUGUCGGGGUGCCGAUUACGCAUUUGGGGUUCUUGAAUGAGCCGGACUAUGUCCCAACAUACUCCGGCAUGCAAUCCGACGGCACCAACGCCGCCUCCUUCAUCCCCACCCUCUCCGCGGCCGUCAAAGCCGCCGGUCUCAGCGUCAAACUCACCUGCUGCGACGCCAUGGGCUGGGAAAGCCAAAAAACCAUGACCUCCCAACUCGUCUCCGCAGGAAUGGAGCAAUACCUCAGCGUGAUUACCUCGCACGCUUACACCAGCGACCCCAACAGCGCCAUGUCCACCACCCUCAAGAAAUGGCAGACCGAGGCGUGCGAUCUCAAAUCCGCGUGGUCGGCGACGUGGUACUCGAAUGGGGGUGCCGCGGAGGGACUUACCUGGGCGACGAAAAUACAUAAUGGGGUUGUUAAUGCGGGGUUGUCGGCGUAUCUGUAUUGGGAGGGCGUGGAGGUUAACCAGUUCCAGGCGUCGUCGUAUUUGGUUGCGAGUGAUGGAUCGACUGUUACGCCGUCGGGGAGGCUGUGGGCUUUUGCGAUGUGGUCACGCUUUGUGAGGCCGGGCGCGUACCGUGUGGCUACUACGGGGACGGUGUCGUCGGUGGGGAUUGCGGCGUUUAAGAAUACGGAUGGGGGGGUGGCGGUGGUUAUGACGAAUACGGGUGGCUCGGCGCAGAGUGUCAAGAUCUCGGUCUCGGGACUGGAUGUUACGGCUGCUAAAGCGUAUCUUACGGAUAACAACCACUCCGUCGCCGAAACGGCAUCGACCCUCUCUGGCGGCGCCUUGACGGUGUCGGUGCCUGCCCAUGCGAUGGUGUCAGUCGUGUUGACUGGUGGUGGCGGCGCGACGACUCCGCCGGCUAAUACGGAUGUGCCGACUAGCACGGUUGUUACGCCGCCGGUGACGACGACGCAGCCGCCGGCGACGGGGACGGUGGAGCAUUGGGGACAGUGUGGGGGGAGUGGGUGGACGGGGGGGACGGUUUGUGUGAGUCCGUUUACGUGCCAGGUGUCGAAUCAGUGGUAUUCGCAGUGUCUGUGA